UUUUCUCCUGCUUUAUAUAUAUUUAGGACAGAGUCAUAAAAAAACAGUACAAGAAACGGACCGGAACAGACCUCACUUUGGAAAGCUUUUGGAGUGGCACAUAACUGGGGAAAGGAAUGGCACGCGUGCUUUUGGCAGUGGCUUUGACAAUCGCAGUUCUUGUAGGUUGUGCAGAUGGCCAUGCUCACGCGAGGCACACACGGAGCUUGAUAAACUUGGCGGAGCUCAUCAAGUGUGUCACUGGGAAACACGCGUGCGACUACAAUGCUUAUGGAAACUGGUGUGGCAUAGGAGGGAGUGGAACUCCGGUGGACGAAAUUGACGGGUGCUGCCAGCGUCACGAUUUGUGCUACGACAGACUCAUAGCUAAUGGCUGUUGGCCUAGGUGGAGUCCCUAUAACUACACGUGCAAGGAUUCCCUGGUCGACUGUGGUAUCGAUGACGGAAGUUGCCAGGCGCAGAUGUGUGCAUGUGACAAGGAAGUGGUGGAGUGUUUCGCAAGGGGAACAUAUAAUCCUGCGAACAAAAAGAAAAAUUUGUUUUGCUAGACAAAGUACGGAAUGGAGGGAAAAUCCCAGCAAGAAGACUGGAAAAACCCAGCACAAUGCCAUCUUAAGUGAAACCCAACGCAGUGGCGAUUUAAACUUUUUUUUUAAUCAGGCUUGACUUUCUUUGCUUGAGAUAUUCUGUACGGUGAAACGCUGAGAAACAACGUUCCAUUUGUCGCAACCAGUUAAACCUGAAUCAGGAACAUUAAUGAUUUAAAAAAUACUUCUGCUGCAGAUCUGCGUUGGUGUGAUUGUUUUUGAGUUCCAUUGAUUCAAACUGAAUAUUAUUUCACAAUAUGUUUUUUUGUUGAAAAUCAUGUAAGUGUUUUUACAUUGUGAAUGUUAAUUGAUAAUAAGUACCAUAUCAACAGCUAAGUAAAAAAACAUUUCGAAAACAUCUAGGAAAUAAUUAGAAUUGUUUAAGCUUAUCCGUAAUAGCACUGUAAUUAAAAAUCUGAACGAUUUAGAAUAUGUCAUUACGUCUGGUUAUGGUUGCUAAUCUCCCAAACACCGAAUCCAAUAACAUCCCAUCAAACAGACUCAUACUACACACAACAUUCAGUACAACCUCAUUGCCUGUAAUCAAGCACUGUGGAGGCGAGGAUUGGUGAAUCACGCAAAUGUUGUAAACCUCCUUUCCUAUAUGGGCAUGGAGGUGCCAUACCCUGACUAUGCCAGACGAAGGUGGUGCAGCAAACCGUCGACACAUAUCAUCUGGUCCCUUCUCUGUGAGAUACAGUGUUGCCCCCUUGCACAUCUUCUUUCCUCUGGCUGCUACGGUUUCCUAUCCACAUGUAAACACUCGUUAACUUGCUGAACAUAUCUUUCUCGUUGGCGUCUGGCUGCUGCCUCCUUGCUUUUCUGUCUGUGGUUCCUCCUCGCACCUCUGGUCGAGAGUGAAUGAAUACAAAAUUAAUGUAUUAUUAGUAUUACUGUUAUAUGCUUUAAUAAAGGUGCUCAACAUCAAC
Messenger RNA from Petromyzon marinus (sea lamprey), 1516 nucleotides. RefSeq names its product acidic phospholipase A2-like. Gene Ontology annotation, molecular function: calcium ion binding; phospholipid binding. The record is from RefSeq and is a predicted model, not a curated record. Gene Ontology annotation, biological process: lipid catabolic process; arachidonate secretion; phospholipid metabolic process. Lineage: Eukaryota; Metazoa; Chordata; Hyperoartia; Petromyzontiformes; Petromyzontidae.